Haliaeetus leucocephalus (bald eagle) is the source of this 5010-nucleotide messenger RNA. RefSeq names its product heterogeneous nuclear ribonucleoprotein M (gene HNRNPM). The coding region runs from base 2808 to 4739 and encodes 643 amino acids. NCBI's taxonomy places the organism in Eukaryota, Metazoa, Chordata, Aves, Accipitriformes, Accipitridae. The transcript has 14 exons. Gene Ontology annotation, molecular function: mRNA binding. Gene Ontology annotation, biological process: alternative mRNA splicing, via spliceosome; regulation of mRNA stability involved in response to oxidative stress. The record is from RefSeq and is a predicted model, not a curated record. Gene Ontology annotation, cellular component: post-mRNA release spliceosomal complex; cytoplasm; nucleus.
GCAGUGAUUACUGGAGAUUACUUUGGUUUGUAUUUCUGGUUAUUACAAUGAUUUCUGCUUGUCUCAGGAAACGCUGAGUUUCUGAACUUUCUCAAGUGUGAGUUUUAAAUAAUAAAUCAGUCUGCUCUAAGUUAAGUCUUAAAGACACUAUGGGGUACAUGUUCCUUAAUUAUACUUGCAUUUACUUAGCGCUAGUAUUUUCUGCAAGUUUUAUCUCCCUUUGGAGGCUGGUUCGGCAAUAAACUCGAGUUCCUGAAGUAACAGUCUCUUGUGCUUGAGUGAAAUUUCUUCACUUGUGGAUAUAGGAUAUGUUUCCUGAUAUAAGCCAACUGUUCUCUAGCAGAACGAAAAUCUGCCUGCAUCACUGUGCAUUUCUUUUGCCCUCUGAAGCAGGUUUAGUACAGGAAUAUCUGCUGUUGGUACUUUUCCAUGGCUUAAUUGCCUAUGUGCUAUCGUAGGCUACCCUUGUCUGCUAAUGCUGCUUUAUCCCCAGUGCCUGAUGUUCUGAUAUACUGUGGCUUGGAAACUAGAAAAAAGUCAAAUGUGACCCAGCAUAAGUUCUUAAAAAAAAAAAAAAGUUUCCUUUUCCAGCCUCAAACAAUAGUCUCCUGGAAGAAGUGUCAUGUUGAAUCGUUUUACAUGUUUUUCAGGUGAAAAAAUGCAUUUUUACUGCAGUCGUUCUGUACUCUGGACUUGGUGUCUUGGAUACUGAGCUGUUACACUAUUUGUGUCGUUCCCCUCCCCCUGCUUUUUUUUAAUUUGGCUAUUCAGGAAGUUCAGAUGUCCUUUGAAGGAAAACAGCUACUUCAAGAUGUAUAUUUAGUUUUUAAUAUAGGUGUCUAUAAGGCUUGAAUGUGAAGCAUUGAGCAAAAUUGGCACAUACUAGAUUUUCUAAGUGACAAAAAAUUGCUGCUGUGAUAGACUCCUGGAAAUCUUGUGGUUCAGAGGUCAGAGAUUUGUUAAAAGAGUAAAUGUUAAAUCAUAUUUAAUAUGUUAUGUUCAAGCUUGGCAAACUUCUUUGGAAGUGUUUGUGUGGAUCUGAAGUAAGAAUUGUAGCUGAAUUUGAUUACUGGUUGGGAGAGGAGGGUCCUCAAUCCAGGGCUCAGUAGUGUUACUAGGAGCAAAGUCACAGACUUCUAACCUGUGACUUCUGGCCUCUGUGAAAUGGAGUGGUUUUGUAUUGUAGGUAAUCUGGGAAUUUGUUGUCUUCCUACAUAAAUUGUUGAAUCACAUUUGCAUUCUUGAUCAAAGUUUGGUUGGACUCUGGCUGCUGCUGUUGAGAUGGAUGGCUUCAGAAUGUCUUGGUAAUGCUGAAUAUUUGGACACGCUACACGGCCACCAUGUACCACCAAGGACUAGUCCAGGAGGACUGUUGACAGUGCAGUCCCUUUUGCUACACAGGCUGUGGAAACAAUUCCAUGUAUACUACAUGAUCUCACACUGUUCAGAUUACAGGAUGGAAUUCAUUUGUUAGACUUUAUUUCAAGAAGUAUUGUUUAGAUAGUGAAGCUAUGGCUAGUAAUCGAACACUCUGAUCUGCCCUGUCCCUUUCAAAGGGACUUGCUUGUUAGCCUCUACCAAUCUCAAACACUGUCCUCAUAAAAACGUGAAUGGAUCAGUUUGUUUAUUCUGUCUAGCUAACUGUUCUUUGGCUGGAAUGCUGAUAUUGCUAAAUUUUUUUGUUUUUAAAUAAGAAAUGGAGAUUAGAAGAAAAAGUAGUGAUUUCAUUAAGCAUUCCUUUUCUUCCAGCUUUGAGAGAGACUUUUCAGGAUGUUCGUAUUGCAUAAUGACACUAGGUGUCCUAUAAAUGACCGGUCCUGUGGGAGGUCAGGCUGAAUGCCUCUUCCUCUCUCUGUCCCUUGCUAAGAGGUAGACUCUUGGAUGUGAGACUCCAGUUCCUUGCUCAAAGUAUGCUAUCAAUAUUCAGACUGGGUCGUGGUUUCCCACAAAGAUUGCUUUCUGCCUGUCGGAUAAUGCAACUUGGAGUCCUCCUGUCUUAAACUUUAAAAACUAGGACUUCUAAAACCCAAAAGAAAAAGUAAAAAUAUGUUUUCUUCGAUUAUUCUUCUGUAUGCCAGUCACUUCAAAGGCAGCAGCCAUUUCGGUAGUUGUAUUCUGGAGGUACACGAUAUGGUUAUGUGGUCAUAAAAAGGCAAUCCUAAUCUUGUGAGGAAAGGUGCAGAUGUAGUUUUCCAGUGCAUUUUGCCUUAUUGCUGUAGACAGUUUUGUCUUGAGAGCAAAUAUGGAAGACUGUUUAAUACUACUUAUUGAAGCUAAAAAAAAAGGACUUUAUUGUGGCUUAACAAAAGGCUAAAAAACUGCUGAAACAAAUAGUAGGCAGUCAGUGAUCUCUUGGUCCAGGCUGACUCCCUUUUUGGAAGUUUGUCUUUAAAUCCAGGGAAGAGCAAAUAACCGUUCAAGUUCUGGACUAUGGAGACAAGAUUGAAUACUAUGUAAAGUGAAGGAAACUUGUUCUUGCAGACUUUCCCAUGGAUUUGGAUUGCCUCAAGUAAUGAGUGGGUAUUAAAGAUCAAGGAAAUUGAUAUUGUGGAAAUAGCUGGCUUUUGAAGUGGAGGAAAAUCAAGAACAUGUUUAACUGUUUUAAGACUUUACUGCAUACCUGUAAUUGUCCAGUUUUGUGGUCUAGAGAACAUGGAGUGUUUCUGGGCUUUCUUAUAAGGCAGAGGCUCCAUACACGGUUGUUGAUUGUUCUAAAUUCCCAUUGUUUUCUUGGCUUUUCUCCCUUGGUAUAUGUGUCGUCUGGAAUCUGAUUUGUAGUUGGUGAGGUAACAUACGUGGAGCUCUUAAUGGACGCUGAAGGAAAGUCAAGGGGAUGCGCUGUUGUUGAAUUCAAGAUGGAAGAAAGCAUGAAAAAGGCUGCAGAGGUUUUGAACAAGCAUAGUCUUGGUGGAAGACCAUUGAAAGUGAAAGAAGUAAGACGUGCAUCUGUUCUUUCAGAUCCUGAUGGUGAGCAUGCCAGGAGAGCAAUGCAGAAGGUCAUGGCAGCAGCUGGUGGAAUGGGUAUUGGUCCAGGCCCGGGUGGCCCCGGCAUGAUCAAUAUCCCGCCUAGUAUACUCAACAAUCCCAACAUACCCAAUGAGAUCAUUCAUGCCUUACAGGCAGGGAGACUUGGAAGCACUGUCUUUGUUGCAAAUUUGGAUUACAAGGUUGGUUGGAAGAAACUGAAAGAAGUAUUCAGCAUGGCCGGUGUUGUGGUUCGGGCAGACAUACUAGAAGAUAAAGAUGGCAAAAGUCGUGGGAUCGGCACUGUCACUUUUGAGCAAGCUAUAGAGGCUGUUCAGGCUAUAUCGAUGUUUAAUGGACAGCUGCUGUUUGACAGACCGAUGCAUGUAAAAAUGGACGAACGAGCCUUUCCCAAAGGAGACUUCUUUCCUCCAGAGCGACCCCAACAACUUCCUCAUGGUCUUGGUGGUAUUGGCAUGGGAUUAGGACCUGGAGGUCAACCUAUUGAUGCAAAUCAUUUAAACAAAGGCAUGGGAAUGGGCAACAUGGGACCUGGAGGAAUGGGAAUGGAAGGCAUGGGCUUUGGAAUGAAUAAAAUGGGAGGAAUGGAAGGUCCUUUUGGUGGCAUGGAAAACAUUGGUCGCUUCCCAGCUGGAAUGAACAUGGGCAGAAUGAGUGAGAUGGAUCGUGCCAUGGGUGGAGGAUUUGAGAGAGAAUUUGGAAGAAAUGAAAUGGGAAUGUCUCGUAGUUUUGGAGAGACCUUGGAGAGAGGAAUAGGUGGUGGAAAUGCCAGCAUUCCUGGGAUUGAGAGGAUGGCACCUGGCAUUGAUCGUAUGGGCUCGGGAAUAGAAAGAAUACCUUCCGGGAUGGGGCAUGGGAUGGAGAGAGUAGGGUCAGAAAUAGACAGGAUGGGUCUUGUUUUAGAUCGCAUGAGCUCCAACGUGGAGCGAAUGGGUUCAGGAAUUGACCGAAUGGCCCCUCUGGGCAUAGAUCACAUCGCUCCUAACAUCGAGAGGAUGGGCCCAGCUAUUGAGAGAAUGGGUUCUGGCAUAGAAAGAAUGGGUUCUGGAAUAGGCUUUGGUAUCGAGAGAAUGGGUGCUGCCAUUGACCGCGUUGGCACCACUAUGGACAGAAUGGGAUCAGGCGUAGAACGUAUGGGUUCUGGCAUGGAUAGAAUGGGUAUAGGUAUGGAGCGUAUGGUCCCUGCUGGAAUGGGAACUGGAAUGGGUCAGGUGAUAGAGAGAAUGCCAGCUGGUUUGGAUCGCAUAGGUGCCACUCCUAUGGAAAGAAUAGGAAUAGAUCGUAUGGGUGCUGCUAGCAUGGAGAGAAUGGGCUUGGAGCGCAUUGGAGCCACUAACAUGGAAAGAAUGGGUCCUGCUAUGGGACAGGGCAUGGGAGCAGGCAUAGAUCGAAUGGGACUUGCAAUGGGAAGCAAUUUUGAAAGAACAAUGGACAUGGAACGUGGAAACUUUGCAGGCAAUUUUGCAGGCUCCCUUGGAGGAACUGGAGGACCUGCAGCUGGGGUGGCCAGAAAAGCCUGUCAGAUAUUUGUGAGAAAUCUGCCUUUUGAUUUUACAUGGAAAAUGCUGAAAGAUAAAUUUAAUGAAUGUGGUCAUGUGCUGUAUGCUGAUAUCAAGAUGGAGAAUGGGAAAUCUAAAGGAUGUGGUGUGGUUAGAUUCGAGUCCCCAGAAGUAGCUGAGCGAGCCUGCCGUAUGAUGAAUGGGAUACAGCUUCGUGGGAGGGAGAUUGAUGUGCGAAUUGAUAGAAAUGCUUAAGUAGUUGCCUUUUUAACACUGAUACCAGAUUUUUUGAAUUUGUAUUUUUUCUUGUUAACCAUUUUAAUUUGACUGGAUGUAAAGGUGUUAAAACAAUUCAGUUGCUUUCUGGAGUAAUUUUAAUUACUUUUUUAACAAAUGGAUUUCCAUUUUACUGUUUUUUGCAUUGAAACUGCAAUGUGCACAAUCUUUUUUUGUAGUUGUGGCAUCUUGUUGACAUUACAGAUGUAAACAGUACGACUUUGAUAAUAAAUGCAAGUUAAAGAUUUCA